AAAGCAUGGCAGAAGUCGCCCCAGCUCCCGCCGCCGCCCCGGCAAAAGCGGCCAAGAAGAAGAAGACCACCAAGCCGGCUAAGACUGGACCUAGCGUGCGUGAGCUCAUCACCAAGGCCGUGUCCGCAUCCAAGGAGCGGAGCGGAGUUUCUCUUGCUGCCAUCAAGAAGGCUCUGACCGCCGGCGGGUAUGAUGUGGAGAAGAACAAAGUCCGCGUCAAGACCGCCAUCAAGAAGCUGGUUACCGACGGAAUUCUUGUCCAGACUAAAGGAACCGGGGCAUCCGGCUCCUUCAAGAUGAGCAAGAAGGAGGCUCCUAAAGCCAAAAAAGCUGCUCCCAAGGCCAAGAAAGCACCCGCGAAGAAACCUGCUGCAGCCAAGAAGCCCAAGACUGCAGCGAAGAAAACUGCAGCCGCGAAGAAGUCACCCAAGAAAGCAGCCAAGAAACCCGCAGCCAAGAAACCCGCAGCAAAGAGUCCCAAGAAGGCUGCAAAGAAGGUCGCCAAGAGCCCGAAGAAGGUAGCGAAGAAGCCUGCGGCAAAGAAGGCGCCAGCCAAGAAAGUUGCCAAACCCAAAGUCAAGAAGGCAGCGCCCAAAAAGAAGUAAUCGUCCUCCCAAAAAAGGCUCUUUUCAGAGCCACCCACCUCCUCUACAGAGCUAAAUCGUUUACACGCCACAGCUGUUGUUUAGCGUAAACA
This is a messenger RNA of Synchiropus splendidus (mandarinfish), 697 nucleotides long. Its product is annotated as histone H1-like. The record is from RefSeq and is a predicted model, not a curated record. Gene Ontology annotation, biological process: nucleosome assembly. Lineage: Eukaryota; Metazoa; Chordata; Actinopteri; Syngnathiformes; Callionymidae. Gene Ontology annotation, molecular function: structural constituent of chromatin; DNA binding. The coding region runs from base 6 to 605 and encodes 199 amino acids. The transcript has a single exon. Gene Ontology annotation, cellular component: nucleosome.